Molecule: messenger RNA, 1128 nt
Organism: Epinephelus moara (kelp grouper)
Lineage: Eukaryota; Metazoa; Chordata; Actinopteri; Perciformes; Serranidae
Product: pinopsin-like
Exons: 5
Coding region: 1-1128 (375 amino acids)
Biological process (GO): visual perception; G protein-coupled receptor signaling pathway
Cellular component (GO): photoreceptor outer segment; membrane
Molecular function (GO): G protein-coupled receptor activity
Source: RefSeq, a predicted model, not a curated record
AUGGUGAUCCUCCCGCAGCAUAGCAACAACCUCAGCACCGGCCACAGCUCCGUGUCGGACCCCGCCGCCGGCGCGCUGAGCCGGGCGGGUCACACCGCGGCGGCCGUCGUCCUCGGGUUCAUCCUGGUGCUGGGCUUCAUCGGUAACUUCCUCGUGCUGCUGGUGUUCUCGCGCUUCCCCGGGCUGGUGACUCCGGUCAACCUGCUGCUGGUCAACAUCAGCGCCAGCGACAUGCUCGUCUGCAUCUUUGGGACUCCGCUCAGCUUCGCGGCCAGCGUGCGCGGCAGGUGGCUGACCGGGUCCUACGGGUGCCGGUGGUACGGUUUCUCCAACGCGUUUUUCGGUAUUGUGUCUCUGGUGUCUCUCUCUCUGCUCUCCUUCGAGCGGUACACUGUGGUGCUCCGCAGCACCCAGUCUGACUCCUCUCAGUACAGCAGGGCCAGGCUCGCUGUCGCAGCCUCAUGGCUCUACUCACUGGUCUGGACUCUGCCUCCCCUGCUGGGCUGGAGCAGCUAUGGGCCGGAGGGUCCCGGCACCACCUGCUCCGUCCAGUGGCACCAGCGUUCGGCCACAGCUCGCUCCUACAUCAGCUGUUUGUUCAUCUUCUGCCUGCUGCUGCCGCUGCUGCUCAUGAUCUUCUGCUACGGGAGGAUCCUGCUGGCUGUGCGAGGGGUAGCGAGACAGGUCACCAUGAUCAACCAGUCCUCAGCUGAGAGGCGGGAAAGCCGUGUCCUUCUCAUGGUGGUCUCCAUGGUGACGGGCUACCUAUUGUGCUGGAUGCCAUACGGUGUUGUGGCGAUGCUCGCCUCCUUUGGACGGCCCGGCAUGGUACCACCUGUCGCCAGUUUAAUUCCGUCCCUGCUGGCGAAGACCAGCACCGUCCUCAACCCUGUUAUUUAUGUGCUGCUCAACAACCAGUUCUCCAGGUGUUUCCUGUACAUGAUCAGGUGCAGCUCUGAAGCCCCGCCCACCCCAGUUCACCACACAUUGCCCAGCAGCAGGUGUGUGUGGCGUCACACUCCCACCCCGCCAACAGAGGAGCAAAACACAGCGGCUGCCAGGUUAACAUCCAGAGACCAGCAGGUACAGCGGCCUGCUCUGGUGCUAGUGGCCCAAUAUGCAACUUAG